Molecule: messenger RNA, 1206 nt
Organism: Notodromas monacha
Lineage: Eukaryota; Metazoa; Arthropoda; Ostracoda; Podocopida; Cyprididae
Source: the annotation of a GenBank genome assembly
UUCGUUUUCGUUUCCUUUUGCGCAGAAAGCAAAAAAAAAAAAGCCAACCCAUCUUUUUGGCGGAGAACCAUGAGGCUUCCGCUAGCAAUCGUAUUCGCAUUGUUCGUGUUUGUUGACGCCGCACAGUCGCAGAGUGCCAACGAUGUGUCAUCCGGAAAGUCCCGGAAGGAAUCCCCCUCCUCCCGGACUUCCGGUUGCGUGAGAUUGUCGGACUCGACCCGCCACAAGAUGGACCAGUCCGUGUUGGACGCCUACAUCCGGGCCAACAACAAUUUCUCCAUCAACAUGUUCCACGAAUUGUAUUCGACGCCGUUGUCGGACGCCAUCGACGACCAGGUCAACCUGGUCUUUUCUCCGCACAGCAUUUGGCAAGCUGUGGUUCUGUCCUAUCUCGUGUCUGGCGGCAGAAUGGAAGAAGCCCUGCAAAGAAGUUUGGGCGUCUCUGAACUCGGAAAGUUGAAAGUACUGAUGGCGUACAAGGCGCUCAAGUACUUCGACAAGAUCGUAAUGAACGAGCGCCAGCAGGGCUCACCGCCGCCGCCACAGCCGCCACUCGCCCCAGACCAUCACGUCGCGCAGCACCUGAAGGCCAGCGUCCCGGAAGUGACGCGUGGCAAGAUCAACGAUUGGGUGUCACGCGUGACGCGCGGCAAGAUCCCCGAGUUGCUCAGCUCAGACGCCGUGUCGCCGGCGACCAUCAUGGCCCUGGUGAACGCGGCCUACUUUAAGGGCAAGUGGUUGAACCAGUUUGCCGCCGAGGACACGGACCCGGCCACGUUCAUUCUGGACAACGCAGCCAGGGACAUGAUCACGGUGCCGACGAUGAAGCUGCGAGACGCGCUGCUGCCCGUCGGUGUUUCUGAGACGCUCAAAGCUACAGUGGUGGAGUUGCCUUAUGCCAGUGGAGAUGGGAACGAUCUGAGCAUGUAUGUGAUAGUCCCAGCGAGUUCCCCUGGAUGGAACCUGGACGACGUGUUGGAGCGAUUCAGUGUGGAAUCGUUUGCCCAAGCCAGGGAUUCUGUGGUUCGCCGGGACGUCAACCUUUUGACGCUUCCCAAAUUCAAAAUUGAAACGACUUUUGAGCUGCUCAGGCCGCUCAAUAAUCUUGGCCUUGGAUCCAUGUUUGUUCCUGCUGAGGCCGAUUUCGGAUGUUUGUCGGCAAAUUUGACCAGCAUGGCCUUUUCUGUGGCCCAACUGGUCCGGCAC